This is a messenger RNA of Colletotrichum lupini, 657 nucleotides long. RefSeq lists its product as uncharacterized. The record is from RefSeq and is a predicted model, not a curated record. Lineage: Eukaryota; Fungi; Ascomycota; Sordariomycetes; Glomerellales; Glomerellaceae. The transcript is spliced from 5 exons. The coding region runs from base 1 to 657 and encodes 218 amino acids.
AUGUCCAACAAGCCAGAGGCUUUUGGUUCAUCUUCCCGGGGUUUUCAGGCCAUCGCUGUUGUACCUUGGGACCAGAAGCAGAAGGCCGCAGCUGUGCUCUGGGGCGCGGCUGGCGGCCCAUCACGCCCAGAUUCAGUCUUCUCCUCCUCGCCUCCCCUCCAGGCCCAUGAACAUAGGUUUAUCAGGUACCCACUGUUUGUACCGCGGUACCUCCCGUCGCAGAGAACCCCUCCUCUUCCUCCUCUUCCGAAUCCUGCGUCCUUGACCUCUCACACAGUCAGAUUCCAUCUCUGCUCCGACCAAUCGCAUCGCGACUCGACCGACCGGGUCACCGUCGAAAUCCCCGUCCUCAUAAUAUCCCCGCCCACCAACCGUCCCCCGUCGAUUCAAUUCCCCUCUCGCAGACGUCGAGCGACGACUAGACCGGGCAUCUCCCUCGUCCUCCCCGGCCCAGUCGCCCCAUUCUCUGCCUUCGCAGCUAUUCUGUUAGGACUGCUCUGGAAACCCUUUGGACAUCUCUCCCUGCCCGGUCUGCGGACCAUCGCCUUCGCGAAUUCUCCUCCAUCCAGACCGGAAUCUUGGGCCAACCUUUGUUCCUAUCCAGCGACCGACCCUGACUGUUUACCCAAGGACGCAUCAUAUUCAACGCCACAAUGA